AUGGAAGCUGAAGCUGAAACUGAAGCUAAUCCUGAACAAGUAGAUCAUCUGUUUUCAUUACCAGUAGAUGCUGAUCAAAAAGCCACAAAGUUUAGGCUAUUCUCAAUUGCGCCACCGCACAUGCUCGCCUUCCACCUUGCAUGGUUCUCUCUCUUCUCCAACUUCUUCUCCACCUUCUCCAUCCCUCCCCUCCUCGCCGUCAUCCAAGACGACCUCAAUCUCACGGACACGGACACCGGCCGAGCCGGCACGGCCGCCUUCCUCGGCUCCAUCUUCUCCCGCAUUGCCAUGGGCCCCAUCUGCGACCUUGUAGGCCCGCGCAUCGCCAUCGCCACCCUCUCCCUCAUCACCGCCCCCGUCAUCCUCUCCACCUCCCUCAUCUCCUCCCCGCACUCCUUCAUUGCCCUCCGCUUCCUCACUGGCUUUUCGCUCGCCAACUUCGUCGCCAACCAGUUCUGGAUGAGCUGCAUGUUCUCCAGCUGCGUCGUCGGCCUCGCCAACGGCUUCUCCGCCGGCUGGGCCAACAUGGGAUCCGGCGUCACCCAGUUGGUCAUGCCCCUCAUUUAUACUCUCAUCAUGUCCUUCAACGUACCGUCCUCCACAGCUUGGAGGCUUGCAUUUAUUGUGCCCGCAGUGUUCCAAGCUGUCACAGCCUUAUUGGUCCUGGCUUUCGGGCAAGACGUACCUUCUGGGAGCUACAGAAGCUUGAAGAAGGUUAAUAUUGGCAAAGAGAGCUUGUGCAAUGUUUUCUGUCACGGGGCCAAGAAUUACAGAGCUUGGAUUUUGGCUUUGACUUAUGGGUUCUGUUUUGGGGUGGAGAUGACGACUGAUAAUAUAAUAGCUGAGUAUUUCUACGACAGGUUUGAUGUGAAUAUUCAAGUGGCGGGGAUCAUAGCGGGGAGCUUUGGGAUGGCGAAUUUCUUUUCGAGGCCGAGCGGAGGGUUGGUUUCUGAUAGGAUGGGGAGAAGGUUUGGGAUGAGAGGGAGGUUGUGGGGGUUGUGGGUGACGCAGACAGUGGCUGGGUUGUUGUGCUUGUUACUCGGGCGAGUCAACUCGCUCUGGGGAUCCAUACUUGUCAUGUGUGCCUUCUCUGUCUUUGUUCAAGCAGCCUCGGGCCUAACGUUUGGUGUGGUUCCCUUUGUGUCCAAAAGGUCACUAGGUGUGGUAUCGGGGAUUACAGGCAGUGGAGGGACUGUAGGGGCGGUGAUAACCCAGCUGUUACUGUUCUCAGGCUCUAAAUUCUCCAAGCAGACAGGCAUUUCUCUGAUGGGUAUCAUGAUGAUUGUGUGCACUCUCCCAGUCUCCCUUAUCUACUUUCCUCAGUGGGGUGGAAUGUUCUGUGGCCCUUCCCAUGGCUCUGAUGAUCAUCUCAAUGGACCAGAAAAUGAUGAAACAAACCAUUAUCGCUUGCUCCAAUAA
This is a messenger RNA of Prunus armeniaca (apricot), 1419 nucleotides long. NCBI's taxonomy places the organism in Eukaryota, Viridiplantae, Streptophyta, Magnoliopsida, Rosales, Rosaceae. The record is from the annotation of a GenBank genome assembly.